ACCGGUGUUGUGGCUGUGGUGCCCAACACCAAAUCAUUUCCCCAAUCCUUGUAACCCUAACUAUUUCUAUUGGCCCAAAAACCAGAAACUCGAAAAAAAAAAAAAAAAAAAAAAAAAAAUCCGAACCCUAAGCCCCUAACUCAUCGCCCAAACUGCUGCGUCUCUCCCCCGCUGGGCCUCUGAUUCGCCUUAAUCAUUGAACACAAUUGCGUCAGAUUGUUGCAUUCCAACCCAGAAACCCAAAUUCCACCGCCUUUUGAGAUCGAGGACGAUCACCCAACACACAGAGGAAUUGUUGUGUUUGCUUGCUUUCCAGUUUCAAGGAGAUGUCUCCAGCAUCGUCCAGAUCUAAGUCUAAGGACAAGAAGGCUAUCAAAGAAACGCAGACACCUUUAAAGCCUUCAACGGGCCCUGCUAAUGCAAGUAGUGGGGUCCCAGCUAGUGCAUACAAUCCACUUUUAGGAACCUUCCAUACCCUUGAAUUAUCACCAACACCUUCUGUGUCGCCUCUUCACAGUAAUAGUCGUUUCCGCAACAUAGAUGAAACAGAUGACCAUUCUGGGGGCUCUGUUGCUACAGGAGUGGAGUAUGAUUCUGUUUCCAAUAAUGGUAGCUGGUCAGGUGAGUCGGAAGACCAUAAAGACAAGACAUCUAAUCCUCCUGCCAAGCAGGAAGCAGUCCCAGGAGCUGACAAUGACAAGCGAGAGAAAAUCCGUCAGAAGAAUGAGAGGAAGCAUCAGCGACAGAAAGAGCGGCGAGCUCAGGAGUUGCAUGAACGAUGCAGUGGUUAUAUCAUGUCAAGAAAGCUUGAGGCACUUGCUCAACAGCUUGUGGCAAUGGGAUUUUCACAAGAACGGGCAACCAUGGCUCUCAUACUGAAUGAAGGCAGAGUAGAGGAAUCAGUAGCUUGGCUUUUUGAAGGUGGUGAAGAUACAGAUAAGCCAAGGGAUCAAAACUUUGGUGGGGGUAAUUUGAAAAUUGACAUAUCAGAAGAACUUUCCCGGAUUGCUGAUUUGGAAACACGGUUCAAGUGCUCAAAGCAAGAGGUUGAAAGAGCUAUUGUAUCCUGUGAGGGUGACCUUCAGAAGGCUGCUGAAAGCUUAAGAGCGUCAAAGCAAGACCCACCCUCUGUAUCACCUAAGCCUGAAGAAAUUGGUGAUCCUCCAACAGUUACUAAUGGCAAGCUUCCCAUUGCUGUUAGCCAGAACUUGAGGCCACAAACAAAACCUAGUCCUCCUCCAACUAUCCAACAAAGAAGAGACGACAAAGACUUUAAUUACACAAAACAAGCAGCUGCAGUUGGAGGGUCUUUAGAAUCUGCAAGUAAAACUAUGCAGCCUCUGAAGAGAGGACAGCCAAAGUUGGAGUGGAUGAAACCCCAACCGACACCAGUUCCGGCUGAGAGAAGGUGGACAAAUUCAGGAUCAAAUCCUUCAGUUUCCUAUUCUUUGGCAUCACCUUUGCAGGUAUCAACUCCACCAGCUAAGAUGGAAACUCGUUAUGUAGCUUUAGGGGGUGAGAUGAAGAACCUUCCGCCUUUAACAGUAAGGGAACCGGUUAUUAUGAUGCAGCGCCCUCAAUCUGUCAAUAUAAAGCAGGUCCCUGCCACUAGUAUGAGCUCAUCGCCUCCUGGAUCUGCUGCCAGUUGGUAUCCUUCUACUAGUGUCGAAAUGAUGAGGUCCAAUGGUUUUAUUCCCCACAUGCCUAGCAAUAGAAGCCUCAGCCCUAGUAAUUUGAGUUCAAAUCAGAUGUAUCACCAGUUUCAGUAUCAACAACAACAGCAGCUGCAGCAGUUUGUUCCUGGAAGCAGCACAGCUGAAUCCCGUGGAGCAAGCCGAGGUAAUAAUCUAUGGAGUAGGGCAGGUGCAUCUCCAACACUUGGUGCUGCUUCCUCCCUCGGACUUUUCUCAGGGUUAGGUUCAGUUGGUUCAUCAGGGGCAGCUUCUCCGGCAGACUGGAACGCUGGUGGAGGCUCAUCUGGACAAAUAGAUUACACCAACAUUGACUGGAGUUUGGAUAGAGGUCUGUCUGCACCAAGGCCCAACGGGUUGUGGACAGGACUGCCUACUACCAUGAAGAGCAAUCCCAACUUUUAUGAUUCAAAGCCUACUGGUUUGGGUGCUCAGCCUGGAAUGAGAGUGGCUUCCUCUAACAUGAAUGGCAUUUCUUUUGUGGGACUGCAGGAUGGAGCUGCUAAUGUUGAAACAUCAGCCGCGGUCUCCCGAGAGUGGACUUCGCCAUUUGAAGGAGAGGAUCUUUUUAGUUUACCCAGACAGUUUGUUUCUUCUUCUCUGUAGGCGAGAGGAAAGUAUUUCAAUGAAUAAAAUUCAAAAAAAAAAAAAAAAAAAAGCAAAAAAUUUGUGCGUGA
This is a messenger RNA of Pyrus x bretschneideri (Chinese white pear), 2368 nucleotides long. RefSeq lists its product as uncharacterized. The transcript is spliced from 2 exons. The record is from RefSeq and is a predicted model, not a curated record. Gene Ontology annotation, molecular function: protein binding. NCBI's taxonomy places the organism in Eukaryota, Viridiplantae, Streptophyta, Magnoliopsida, Rosales, Rosaceae. Bases 327 to 2297 code for a protein of 656 amino acids.